This is a messenger RNA of Branchiostoma floridae (Florida lancelet), 1090 nucleotides long. Its product is annotated as C-type lectin domain family 4 member E-like. Bases 1 to 870 code for a protein of 289 amino acids. The record is from RefSeq and is a predicted model, not a curated record. NCBI's taxonomy places the organism in Eukaryota, Metazoa, Chordata, Leptocardii, Amphioxiformes, Branchiostomatidae. The transcript has 4 exons.
AUGGUACACGACACCACGUUUACUCCACUUGCUAAGGUGACAAUCAACGGCGCGGAUUCGCCCUGGAUCGACCUUCGAGUUCUCGACGCUGAUUGGCACCACGUUUGCCUGACGUGGGAGAAUAACGGACUGGUCCGGCUCUUCACUGACGGGCAGCGUAUGACAGAACAGUACGGACUGGGAGUCGGCCACGUGGUCAACCCUGGAGGCGUGUUUAUCCUGGGACAGGAUCAGGACUGGGUCGGAGGAGGCUUUGAUUUUGGAGAGGGUUAUCUGGGCCACAUCUGCAAUCUGAACAUGUGGAACUGGGUCCUGAACCUAGAUGAGAUGGCAGAAGCGAACAACUGUCGUCUGUACGGUAACGUCAUCGACUGGAGAGACGUGCAGGUGUCUUUAUACGGAGCUGUGGAACAAUACUACAUGGAAGAAUGUGCUGCCACCAACAUAGUUGACGACGGCUGCCCAGUCGGCUACAGACUACUCCUCGACACCUGCGUCCGACUCUCUUCCGACGGAGUGUCCCAUGAUGUUGCUACCCAGGCUUGUUUAUCGGAGAGUGCGACUCUUGCCAUGCCCAAGACACGAGAAUUUGACCUAGCCUUGAGAGAGCUGGUGAUGACCGAAGGAGGAAACGGACAGUACUGGAUCGGUUUGUGGGAAGGUACAACCUACACAGACUGGCAAUGGAUUGACGGGACUGCCUUGCACACUUAUGACUACCAGGGCUGGAACCCAGGAGAGCCCAGUAACACUAGAUUUUUUUGGAAUAUUUGCGUCUCGUACUGGUCAGGACCCACGGGUUACCCCAUGUGGGAUGACGCUGACUGCUUCUACGCCCACCCUUUCAUCUGUCAAACGUCUCCACUGUGAAACAUAACAUCAGACAGAACAUCAUAUUCAUAUAGUAAGCUUCUUUAGGCACAACCAAGGAGUACUUAUUUCCAACGUUUCCAUGUCUAUCCCCACUCGUCUCUGUUCAUGACUGGAGCUGAUUUUCUAGCUGAUGCAAUAGACUGGGAUGGGGCUAGAGUCAUAGACAGUGAGGAAAACAGAAGAACACACUGGAUUAAGGAGGCAGUUUGGAUCAGAA